Messenger RNA from Peniophora sp. CBMAI 1063, 2436 nucleotides. Lineage: Eukaryota; Fungi; Basidiomycota; Agaricomycetes; Russulales; Peniophoraceae. The record is from the annotation of a GenBank genome assembly.
AUGGUUGGCUCGUUCGCUAUGCUCUCCAUGGCAAGACGUCCUGUCGGUUUACGCAUGGCAAUUCCUACACUUCACUCUGUCACCUCCGAGUGUUUCAAGGUUCACUCUGCGCUAUACCACUCGUGGCACAAGCCCUGUAUAGACUUCCACCUUAUGCACUCGCUCGCACACAUAAGACCACAGGCGCAUGACCGCCGUGAUGCGACUCCCUACACCUCUUCCAAGUCCUCCCUCGCCCUCGCAGUCAUGUCUCUUGGUAGCAAGGGCACCGACGUCUCACGAAGUAGCCCAGGUACUGGCUCGUCGCCCACUGUCCACGAGCAAGGCUUCGAACUGCCGUAUACCCCGAAUGGAGAGACCAUCACGCCGCGGCGAAUACCGCGCAAGCGGCGUUUCAUCAUGAGGAGUCUCUGCAGUUUGCCAAUGCUCCUGCAUCUUGGCGUCCUAGCGAUUUAUAUCGCUCUCUGUGUCAUCUGGUCUCAACGGGUCGAACGCAGAUGGGAGAUAUCGCUGGAUUACUCUGUCUUCUUUCAAGGUCUUAACAUCGUUAGCCAUUUCAUCAUGCUCGUUUUCUCGAUAUCUAUCACAGCCACCAUGCAACGAGUGGCAACGCACGCGGCAUUCCGUGACUUACCCCAGUCCCUUACCAUGCUGUCCGACAAGAUGGUCGCCUGGAAUAGCUUAGGCUCCGCUUUGGUCAACCUCUACCAUAACAUCCGACGGCCAGCGGCCCUAUCACAAGUCUUUCUCAUUACGUCCUAUUUCGCUGCACUAUCCGGGCUGGGCCUAACUUCUUCCUACCUCUUUGUCUUCCCAACGAUCAACGGCACCGACAGCCAGUACACCGCAACAACUGUGUUGACGUUAGGGAGUGUCCCUGUGGAAGCUCUUCUUCCCCCCAGCAUAUCCAACACUCCCUCGAACUUCUCUAGUAUACGCUUUGAUUGGUACAUGGCCAGUAUGGCCCUUCAGAGUCGUUUUUACGUGAAUGAGGAGUCUCUGCCCGGCAUGGACCCGAACCGCAGCCGCAUUUUCGACGGUGUUACCGAGCUCUUGGACCCUUAUUACACGGGACACGCCAAUGUCAGUUAUACUGACUUCCAUGCCAAGUGCGGGAGUGUACCGGGCAUAUCGAUUGCUGCGUUCGCUCUAGAUAGCCCAGCCUCGCAAACCAGUCCUACGUCCGUCGAUGGAUUGCCCACCGCCCUUGCGAUCAACUACACUCUCGGCCCUUACUCGUUGAGCCUCUUCGACAGCAUGAACAUCUCAACCUCUAACGCCUCUACUACGAUCCAUGGCCUAUGGCAGCCCUCUGACAUUCUGAUACGUGUUCCGAGUAGCCCUAUCAUGGCGGAUAUGGGGCGAAAUGUGGUUCUCUACAACAUCUAUGAUGACGCCGACCGAUCAUAUGGCAGUCGUCCUAUCGUCGACGCUGACGGCAAUAAGGGGUCGCUGUGGCCACUCAACGUGCAACUACGCGACGGCACUACACUUCCCACUGGGUUGAUCGUACAAGUCAUUGGAUGUUCGUUGUCAACGACGAACGGAACAGCUGUACUGGAUGUCACCAGGAAUCGACUAAUCGAUCAAGACUAUUAUGCGCCAUACAACGCCAGCACCAGCGUAUGGGGAGAAUGGAGUCCAGACCUCAACAGCUCAACUGCCUUGGAAGAUAUGUGGGCCUCCAUGUUUCUUACCGGCAAUUCAGUCCCUCUUUGGCGCGAUCAGCUCAACCCUCCGGACAACGCGCAGUGGUCUUGUCUUAACUUGGUUCCGAUGGGCAGCAACUCUACGAUAAGUUCCGGAGAUCUGCAGGGCAUGUCUGAGUAUUGCCAUGUUCCCACAAUCAUGGAAUCCUAUCUUACCAUGGGAACAUUCGGUGGUGAUGGCCCCAACUCCAUUAUCCCUUUGGGAUGGCUCGAAGAUGCUCUCGCAAGCGCCACCGCUUUGAUGGUGUGGUCCGCUGGGGCAGUCGAUAACACACUCACGACAUAUACGACUCAGCCCCCCAUCACGAGUCGUACUGUCCAGACUACUCUUAGCAACGUGACUGUCAACUACCAUUGGCUUGUCGGGCGUGUCGACUUCCGUGUUCCCCUGCUGCUCCUCGGAACCGCCUUGGCUGUGAUCUUGACGGCGCUCGCAGCCUACAUAUUGGGCUCAACUGAGGUAUCCGAGGACGGUGCACCGCUCGACGACGUCAAGCUGCUGAGCCUCAUGACCCUCAACAACUCCGCCGUGGUAUCGCGUCUACGCAAGCAUAAAACGGAUACCACCCAAGCGCGGCGAGAAGCAGGAUUGUUCCCAGUGAAGGUUGUAGGCCAUCAAUUCGUUCCGGCAAACGGAACGGAGACGGAACACGACGAAGACACGUCGCAAGAGGUGCUGUUGGCUAGAUUCAACGAGGAAGAGGAGAAGGGCAUGGGUACAUUAUGA